Messenger RNA from Xiphias gladius (swordfish), 2228 nucleotides. It is a transcript of the gene hoxb2a, whose product is annotated as homeobox B2a. Gene Ontology annotation, molecular function: DNA binding; DNA-binding transcription factor activity, RNA polymerase II-specific. The transcript has 2 exons. The coding region runs from base 227 to 1561 and encodes 444 amino acids. NCBI's taxonomy places the organism in Eukaryota, Metazoa, Chordata, Actinopteri, Istiophoriformes, Xiphiidae. Gene Ontology annotation, biological process: regulation of DNA-templated transcription. The record is from RefSeq and is a predicted model, not a curated record.
UAUACACAAUUAUUAUAUAGCCACCGCAUUUACGCCAUUGCGGUCAGGAGCCUACAUGCUCGUGCGUUUUUUCAUUUCGUUUUGUUUUUUGGAGAAGCCAUAUUGUGUUGUGUGCGUGUGCGGCGUGCGCGUGUAUGUGUUUUUGUUUUGUUUUUUUUUAUUAUUUUUGGGGAAGGGAUUGUUCGGGGGUCUUGCCGUUUGAGGCUGAAACCGGUUUGAGGGAGCUAUGAAUUUUGAAUUUGAAAGGGAGAUCGGUUUUAUAAACAGCCAGCCAUCCCUAGCAGAGUGCCUGACGUCCUUCCCCGCCGCCCUGGAGUCAUUUCAAACUUCAUCAAUCAAGGAGUCGACAGUAAUUCCGCCUCCCUUCGAGCACACCAUCCCCAGCCUCAGCCCCUGCACAGCCAGCCAGCCGAGACCGGCUGCUAGGAGCCAGCAGAACCGGAGAACCUCCGCCACUAAUGGCCUCCAGACGCAUCACCGAGGCGCCCAGCAGCCCGGACCGCCGGGCCAGGCCCCUGCCCCGAUCACGGCGACCCCGGCCGGUACUCUGGCCCACGAGUUCCCCUGGAUGAAGGAGAAGAAGUCAUCCAAGAAGUGCCCCAAGCCGGGGGGCAGCUCCAGCGGUUGCGGAUCCAUCAUCCCCCCCUCCUCGUCCUCCCCGUCGCCGACCGCCUCCGGGUACGCUUCGGCGGGCAUCGAGUCACCCACAGACUCGAGCCAGGCGGGCCUGGAUGGUGGAGGAGCCGGCUCCCGACGGCUGCGCACCGCGUACACCAACACGCAGUUGCUGGAGCUUGAGAAAGAGUUCCACUUCAACAAGUACCUAUGCCGGCCAAGGAGGGUGGAGAUAGCCGCCCUUUUGGAUCUGACCGAGCGACAGGUCAAAGUUUGGUUCCAGAACCGGCGGAUGAAACACAAGCGCCAGACUACGCACCACAGGGACGGCAGUGGUGGAGGAGGAGGCCACGAAUCCAGCGACCCGGGCGGGUUUGAGCCGCUCGAAGGCGCCGACGCCUCAUCUCCAUACUCAAGCCAGCCGCUGGAGGCAUCUGGCACUGGGGAAUCUACUCUGGAGGUCGAGACGGUUAGCGGUGAUCCAUCUUCGGCUGCAGCCCCCAGCGCCUACGCUAAUGACAGCGGGGACAAUGCACAGCCCACGCCGGACGAGGGAGGCCGCUUGAGCCUUCCCGAACGCCCACCGCUGCCUGGCGAAUCUGGCUCCUCUGACGUUGCUCACAAUUCCCCGCCGUCGUUCACCGCCACGAACUCCGCCGACAACCCGGGCCUGGUGAAGCUGAGCGAGGCCGGGACCGCAGCAGCAGCGUCAGAUUCGCCUUUCUCCGAGCAGCGAGACAUCUCCAUCACCUCCACCGCCUCCUCUGCUCCCCCUGCAGCCUCCUCCUCAACCGCACUGCCCGACCUGACCUUCUUUGCCGGGGACGCCUGCCUGUCACCGAGCCUGCAGAGUUCUCUGGAUAGCCCGGUGGAUUUCUCCGAGGAGGACUUCGACCUGUUCACAAGCACUCUGUGCACCAUAGACCUGCAGCACCUGAACUUCUGAGGCCAGCUCCAACAUUUGAAAAUAACCGAAAAUGAAAGGUUCAAAAAAAGAACGAGUGAAGGAGUGGAGGGACAGGCCCGUGUGGAUGAACAAUCGAGCGGAGGAGGCAGCUCUCGGCAAGGACUCAGUUGUUUAAAAAGAAUAAAAGCUUCUCGGCAACAUUCCUGAAACAUUUCUGAAUGAAAAUUAUGUUCAUUUUGAAAUAUACUUUUUCGUCUUCUUGCUGGUUUUAUUUCGCGGAUAUAAUGUAGUUUAAGAGAGAUGCAGUUGAUUUUAUUAUUAUUCUUUUUUAUUUUAAACAUCGAAUGGAAAUAGUUUUUUUUUCUUUCACGAUCGAAACGUUGUGGAUAUUUUCUCCCUCUUGUCCAAAUUUCAGGUAUUUAUUGCCUUUCUUGUUUUUGAUGAUUUUUGUUAAAAUGAUCAACCCUUAUCAGUAUGUGUGGAUUUAUUUCCUCUAGUCCAUUCUGGUGCAGCUUCAUGGAUCCUUAAUAACUUCUCAGGAACUGUUCACGGAGUCUAGGUGCAGAUAGCUGGACUGCUUUUAGAAAAUCUAAACUGAAGAAUGAAUUCAUUCUCUCUUUGAACGAGACAAGACGAGAGGGAAGCCCUGCUGAUGACCCGAGUUUUAGACCCUAGUUUAUUUAUUGAGAUUCUUUAAUAGUGAAAA